This is a messenger RNA of Brassicogethes aeneus, 1970 nucleotides long. NCBI's taxonomy places the organism in Eukaryota, Metazoa, Arthropoda, Insecta, Coleoptera, Nitidulidae. The record is from the annotation of a GenBank genome assembly.
GCGGGACCAAGUUUAUCUUUCAAGCUGGGGACAGUGAGUGAAAUGGCUGCAUACGCACAGUUCGGCUAUUCUUAUCCGACGGCUUCACAGUUACUAGUAUCGGGGCAACCAACAACAAACUCAGGCUCGUCCCCUGUCUCCGGAGGCGGCUCUCUAAGCCCCGGAGGUUCCGCCGGCCUGCCCGGAGCCCUAUCACCUGGAGGCACCUCCAGCACCGGACAAACCCAGUGUUGCGAGUCCGGAAGACCCCUCGUAACGGACCCUGUGACCGGACAAAGUGUUUGUUCUUGUCAAUACGACUCUGCCAGGCUGGCCGCGCUACAGUACCCUAGGAGUGUCGGAAUGUACGGCACCCCUUACCCUUCCACCGACCAAAACCCCUAUCCAAGCAUAGGGGUCGAAAGUUCCGCAUUUUAUUCGCCUCUGGGCAAUCCUUACGCCUUAAAAGAUGCUGGUGGUCCAACCGAUAUGUCAGCUUGGACAAGUGCUGGCUUACAACCCACUACUGGUUAUUAUCCUUACGAUCCUGCGUUGGCUGCUUAUGGUUAUGGAGCAGGUUACGACCUAGCAGCUAGGAGAAAAAAUGCCACCAGGGAGUCAACGGCGACUUUAAAAGCAUGGCUAAACGAACACAAGAAAAAUCCGUAUCCUACAAAGGGCGAGAAGAUCAUGUUGGCGAUCAUUACAAAAAUGACGCUGACACAAGUAUCAACGUGGUUCGCAAAUGCUAGAAGACGAUUAAAAAAAGAAAACAAGAUGACCUGGGAGCCAAAAAAUAAAACCGACGACGAUGAUGAUGCUCUUGUGUCAGACAGUGACGAAAAAGACAAAGAUGAUGACGACAAAAGAGAUGAAACAGAUAUACAUGGAAGAAUAAAAUCCGAAAGAAAUGGCAAAGAUCUCGAUGACGACGACAUGACCGACGAGGAUAGAAAGGACGAUCUCCUCGGUGGAAACAUGCACCAUAUCCUGGGUAACGGUUUCGGAUUAAAACCCGAAAUGAAGACAUCAGAUUGCGGAGUACCUCUACCACCAUCAAAACCAAAAAUCUGGUCGCUUGCGGAUACGGCAGCAUGCAAGACGCCGCCCCCGCCACCACCUUCUCAGAAUCAGCAGUGGCUCGGUAGCAACGGUUUUGCUUUGCCCAGUUCUCGAUACGGUGGAAGCGGUUUUUUGCCUAGUCAUUGUCAGCAGGGGUUUCCGGACGUCCAGACUGAUACGCCACCACAAACGCCACCUAGUAUGAAGUUGCCCAGCGUGGCUGGCAAUCUCAUGCCUGGACAAGGACCUUGCAUAGGAAACUCGUCGGCGAGCACUGGCUAUUCGCAGAGUGGGUUCCUUUCGGGUUUUGGAAGGUUGCAGAGCCCGCAAAGGCCACCACCUCCACAGGGAAAUCAGAUGUCCGCACCCAGCAGUGAAAAUGCAGCUUUUAAACCCUUUUACAAAAGCUCACAGAGUAUGAACGGAGGGUUUGUGUCACCGGUUUGAAUCUACUUCUUAAACGAACAAAAUAAAACGUCGGCCAUUCGUCCACUUUAUAGUUAAUGUUGAACGAUUGGAGAGACUACAAAACAAAAGAUGCAAUGCGGGCAAUGUGCAGUAAACUUAGAUAUGAGUGUGUGUGAGUGAAUCAGAAACGAUCGAUUACUACAAUCUGUUGUAUAUUUGUGUAAAUGCAUUUAUUUAUAUCUGUGAUAAACAAAAAGGAGAAAACGAAUUCGUCGAAACACUUUUUUGGAAAUGGGACUUGCUCUUAUUUUAGAGGUAGUUUCUUUUAAAUCUAGAAGAAAUUGCAGGGCACAGACCAAUGUUGAUUGAGGUUUUUGUACAAUAUUGUCAUGUUGUAGCAUUAAAUGCAAGAGUAAUUAAAAAAAAAUAUUUUUUAUUGAACAAAACGAAAAAUCAGCAAUCAGGUGUACUUAAAAGUUAGUUUUGUAUGAAAUGCUGCAAUAGUGUUGUUUUUAAGGGGC